AUGCGGAUGAAUUUCCGCUUCGAGAUUCUUUUGGUGUUUGUUACGAUACCUUCCAUCAGAGGAUACACUUCAACUUUAUACUUUGAUAGCACGUGUUCUGGAUACAACACAAACACUAUUUUUGAAGACGAUACUUAUUACGUCACAUGGAGCGGAAGCAAAUUAUCGUCAUAUUGUUCCUACCAGUUCACUCCAUUCGACACAGAUUACAAAGUGUGCGUUGAGGCUCAAAGCUUUUAUAUCGAAGAUUGUUCUGUUAAGCUUCAGUAUUACGGAGGGCUUAUAGCAACAGAACUUGACGAAACAUACAGCUGCUAUGAUUCCAAACCUCAAAAAUUCUGUGGCGAUACGUAUGGUGACGUCAAGAUCAAAUUAACAGCACCAUCAAAAACAAGCGGCAUUUAUUCUGGAUAUUUUACACUUAAAGUGACGACUCAGAACCCAUAUGAAGUUGGUAUCGUGGUGGGCUCAGUGGUCGGUAGUAUUGUAUUUGCUAUUGUUGUCAUCACCGUGAUAAUCAUCAUUUGUCGACGUCGUCGUUAUCACCCACAUGGAGUUAUUAUUGGAACUGGAGGUCAUCAACAGGUUGUGACGGCAACAGCGACAGGGUACGCCAAUCCAAAUUAUCAAGCCCCUCCACCCUAUACUGGAUACGGAAAUCCAGCCACUGGAAACAUAAUGAAUUCCUAUCCACCUCAGAGUGGAUAUGGCACGACACCGUACCCUGGUACCGGAACUGGUCAGAGCAAUCCAUAUCAAGCUGGAACAGGAUACAAUGGAACAGGAUAUCCGGUUGAACAGACAACCUCUGAGAAAGCCCCGCCAUAUCCAGGGAAUUAAACCAUGACGAUUGUAUACUGUUCAGUUGUGAAAUAAGAACAUACUUGUACAUUGAUUUGUGCUAUUUUAUCAUAAUAAUUAAUUUGAAUAUUUUGUUUCGUUUUAUUCAUUUCAUUGCAAAUUUAUGCCUAUCUUGU
This is a messenger RNA of Saccostrea echinata, 977 nucleotides long. RefSeq lists its product as uncharacterized. The record is from RefSeq and is a predicted model, not a curated record. Lineage: Eukaryota; Metazoa; Mollusca; Bivalvia; Ostreida; Ostreidae. The transcript has 6 exons. The coding region runs from base 1 to 840 and encodes 279 amino acids.